UCGUGCAGUGAUGAUGGUGACUGAAUCCUGCCCCUCCGGAGCCAGGGGGAGGAGGCCGGGCAGUGGGUCUUGGCAGCCCAGGCUUGUAGCCCCUCCUUCCCCCCAGCCUCUUCCUGCCUGCCCCGGCUUCCCCGGCUCUUGUACCAGUUUGGAUGGUGGGAUCUUUCUUUCCUCCCUGGCUGAGGGGCAGAGGUGCUGGUGGGACGGAGUUAGGGGCUUGCAUUACAGAUGUGAGCUGAUAGUUGAAAAGACGACUGACUACCCUUCCACUGAGUACUCCUUGGUGGAGGAUGUAGCACUCCACUUCACCUGUUUGAUGGACAGACUGAACGAGCAGCGCCUGUUUCAGCCAGACCUGUGCGACGUGGACAUCGUCCUGGUGCAGCAGAAGAGCAUCUUCCCUGCCCACAAAGGGGUCCUUGCCGCCUACAGCCAGUUCUUCCACUCCCUCUUCACCCAGAACAAGCAGCUGCAGCGGGUCGAGCUCUCGCUGGAGGCCCUCACCUCCCAGGGCUUCCAGCAGAUCCUCAACUUCAUCUACACCUCCAAGCUCCUGGUGAACUCCUGCAAUGUGCAGGACGUCUUGAAUGCCGCUGCCGUGCUGCAGAUGAAUAACAUCGCUUCCUCUUGCCAGGAUCUCAUCAACACCAGGUCCCUCAGCUUGGCCAUGGCCAGCGACAUGGCCCUGCCCCCGGACAGCUGCAGCAGCACUGUCCCCCCUCAGUACUAUUGCGAGAUCAAGCAAGAGGUGGAUUCCCCGCACCCCAAGAUCUACGCCCGGGAAGGGAAUGAUCCCUACUCUGUGCGCGUAGAGGACCGGGCUGGCAGUGGCAGCAACCAGCACCUCCCUGCCAUGCCCCCCAAGCAGUACUACAAGGAGGAGAAUGAUGGAGGCCCAGCUGCUGUUUGCAAGAUGGAGGGGGAGGACUCUGAGGAGGACCCAGACAGCCAGGGCUACAACCGGGAGCAGAUCAUUGUGGAGGUGAACCUCAACAACCAGACACUCAAUGUCUCCAAGGGGUUGGAAGGGAAACCGAGCCCCAGUGAAGCCGCUGCUGUGAUCAGCCGGCCCGAUGGGGAUGGGCGUGACACCGAGGAGGAUGGGGAGGAAGAGAACGAGGAAGGGGAGGAGGAGGAGGAAGAGGAGGAGGAUGCCGAAGUGGGGGAGGAGGAGGAAGAAGAGCAUAGUGAGGAGGAAGACUUGGAGGAAACCACAGAAGAAGAGGAGGAAGAGGACGACGAAGAGGAGGCGCCCGAAGUAAAAAGGGAAAAGACUGUGCCACCCCGCCGGGGGAGCAGGGCAUCCAAAGCCACCAAGCCGGCUGUGUCUGCCUCCUCCCAAGAGGUGACCAAAGUGGAAGACGAGGAGGAGGAAGAGGAGGAGGGCCAGCGCGGGAGGAAGAGGAAAAAGGAGCAGGACGGGCUGGGCCAGAAGGUCAAGCUGGAAGAGAAGCAACACUACCCCUGCAAGAAAUGCCCGCGGGUCUUCAACAACCGCUGGUACCUGGAGAAGCACAUGAACGUGACCCACAGCCGGAUGCAGAUUUGCGACAAGUGUGGCAAACGCUUCCUGCUGGAGAGCGAGCUGCUGCUGCACCACCAGACGGACUGUGAGAAGAACAUCCAGUGUGUGACCUGCGGGAAAGGGUUUAAGAAGCUCUGGUCGCUGCACGAACACAAUAAGAUCGUCCACGGCUAUGCCGAGAAGAAGUUCUCCUGCGAGAUCUGCGAGAAGAAAUUUUACACCAUGGCUCAUGUGCGGAAACACAUGGUCGCUCACACCAAGGACAUGCCUUUCACUUGCGAGACGUGCGGGAAGUCCUUCAAACGCAGCAUGUCCCUGAAAGUCCAUUCUCUUCAGCACUCUGGGGAAAAGCCUUUUAAAUGUGAGAAUUGCAACGAGCGGUUCCAGUACAAGUACCAGCUGCGCUCUCACAUGAGCAUCCACAUCGGACACAAGCAGUUCAUGUGCCAGUGGUGCGGGAAGGACUUCAACAUGAAGCAGUAUUUCGAUGAGCACAUGAAAACGCACACAGGCGAGAAGCCCUACAUCUGUGAGAUCUGCGGCAAGAGCUUCACCAGCCGUCCCAACAUGAAGCGCCACCGCCGGACGCACACGGGCGAGAAGCCGUACCCCUGCGACGUCUGCGGCCAGCGCUUCCGCUUCUCCAACAUGCUCAAGGCUCACAAGGAGAAGUGCUUCCGCGUCAGCAACCCCCUGGCUUCGGACACCAACAGCACUGGCGGCGGUGGCCUGGCCCUUCCCCAGAGCGCCGUCUCGCCUCACCUACCCUCGGGCGCCGGCAUCUCUCAUGCGACACAGCACCCUCAUUCGCUCUCCUUGCCGCUGCUUCACCCUCUCCCUCAGACCCUCCCUCCUCCUCCUCACCUACCGCCACCGCCUCCCCUCUUCCCAGCCGGGCGGAUCAACUCGAACAACAAUUAGGCCCUGCCCGUGGUGCAUGGGUGCACACAAACUGGUCUGCCCUUCGGCAAGUGCCCAGCAGGCAUUUCGUUCCCAUUGCUUGGGAUGGGAGGGAGGAGAAGGGGGCUCGUUCCCUCUCUUCCCCCACUCCUUCUUUCUCAUUGUUUUUCUUUUGAUUUAUGGGGGGGAUUUUUGCUUGUAAGCUUUCCACCGAGGGAACGGGCUCUCUGGGCCAGAGCUCAUGUAGCAGGAACAAGCUCCCAAGCAGCUUGGAGUGCACUAAAACUGGGGGGAAACAUGGUAUUUAAAUAACAGUGUAGACAAAAGGCCCUUUCUUCCCCUCCUCUUCUCCACGGUUUCAUCUGUUGUGCUUCCCAGCCCCACCUGUCCUCAUGCCCAGCUUGCUCUAGGGUUCUCCUGAGGUGACUUCCCUACGCAGCAGUGUUUAGUACCAGGGUGGCUUUGGCCCCUACCUAUUCUCAACCACAGCUGCUGCUUGUUUCCAUGCAUUUGUCCAUGUUCCCCGUCAUGAUAUUAGAUGAUCAGAGCUUUGGAUUUACAACGCACGCCCUCUCCGUCAAGCCGUUCCCACUCACUCCUCCUAGUAGUGGAUGUUUUCAAGUCUCCAUCUGGUUAACAGCCGUUUUAUCUUGUCCGAGAUCUGCAAAAGGGUUGGUAGCAAUCGCUCUCCAUUUUAAUACAGGGCUCUGUUUUAUUCUGAAGGGCUUUCAGCUGGGAAGAAUACUGCAUCCUGUGCCCUGUUGACUUCAUGGGCUGCCCCGAUUAACGAUUGCUACCAUACAGCCUUUGGCAGUAGCUGCUUAUAGGUGGAAGGCAUAUGAGACAGAUGCACAUGGGUGCAAAUGUGCAAGAGAAUUAGAAACACUUUGAGACCUGGUGAGGAACACGGGAGGCCUUUUUUUUUGCACUGGAGGGAGCUACGAAAAUAGGCACAAGGAAGGAAAUAGAUGCAGGUUACGCUGUGUGGUAGGGGGGGUCUCCAAGUGACAGGCUCUAAAAAUGGGGUACCAUUUAUUCACGUUUCAGAAAAGCUUCAUUGGUCAAAGUGGCAGUUUCUAGGUGUAAUAUAGGCAUGUUGUGUGCUGGAGGCAUUCUGCUCGUAGCACGGAGGAUCUUGGUGUGCGUUCAUCAUUUCAUGCAUGUGUCAGGGGCUCCUGGGCAUGGCUUUGCACUAACGCGGUCGGUAUAGAUGGGACGUUGCCAUUACCAGGAAUCCCAGGUGCCCACAACAGGGAUUACCUGUCUGAUGGCUUGUGGGCACACUUCACAAUGCACUGUUAUGCUUAACAAUAGCUGUUGAGGGAGCUGUUGCAUUUUAUCCUGCCUUCUUCCCACCCAUAGCCUGUGACACAUGCUCACAGUUUGGUAAUCUAAAGCACAAGCCCCAGACACACCUGCGUCCCGUGGAAGCAUUCGCUGGCUGUGGUUCAAAUACCAAUUCUUUGGAGGAGAGGAAACCACCUAGGCUAGGAAUUUGGGUAGUAUGAGUGUGUGUGUAUGUUUGGUUUUUUUUCCCAACCAGGGUGUGCAAAAUAGUUAGAUUCCCUACUGCCCAAAGCCAGCAAUGAGUCUUUAUAUGCAGGAGCUGAGCUGGAACUGUGUCCCCCAUCAAACAGUUGUACUCCACGUGAGCACUCGGUUCGCUUUUGGUUUUAAGACGGGUUAGAAGGUGGUUCCACCGGUCCCAGCCUAGUCCCACACAUCCUCCUAGUGCCUUAUGGUGGUGGACAAUAAAUCUAACGGGCUUGUAAGCUCCUGGCUGUAUGCGCAGGGCUCUGGGGGUCCUGAACUCUGCAAAUCAGACCUGCUAACCUGGAUCGUGCACUAAGCGAGGGCAAUAAUUUGACCCUCUCCGUUCUCUUCUGUGAGGUCUCCUGCCCCAAUUUGUUGCUCUCUUUGAAGAGUCCAGGUUAUUCCCUCCCCUUCAUGGCACCGAGUUGUUGUCUGUGCAGAGGGAGUAAGCUUCGCUGUCUGGCUCGCACGGCUAGUAUUCAGUUGCCUUAUUGCCACAGGCUUUCUUAUGGGAGAAGGAGCCUUAAGAAAAUGGACAUGCACCUUAUGAAAUAUUGAAAGCCCACGUGUACUUCCAGUUGGGUAGAAAGUUGGCAUUGGCAAGUAUAAUCCCCUACCCCUGGUGCUGUGUUGCUGUUUGAUGGAGGUGAGCCUCUUCUCCAUAACUGAGUGGCCUGUUGAGCUAAGAAGAGUUAGGGAGGCGUUUGGAACGUAACUUGAGUCAGUGGUAUUAGUUAGUGUUGGUGGCUCUGUGCGAUGCCUACGGUUUCUUCAUUCCUUUGCACAGACUGUGUUGAAAAGUCCCUGUUUGGCAUUUUGCUCAUUGAAGGAGUCUUUGGUGCAGGGGGCGCUCAGUCUGUGACCCGGAUGUCAUGCGACUUGCACUACAGCGAGCGCCUUAUAGUAGCUGGUUCAAGGAAGACCACUCAGGCCCUUUUUACAGUGGGCUUUUGCUAGCCCCCGAUGGUAGGAGAUGAGUUUUCUUCCUGCAAAGCCCUGUUUCACAGCAGCGGUGUUUACAUGGCAGCAAUGGUGUAACUACCGUACUGACGCUAUAGCUUCCCUCCUCUAGGCAAGGAGGAAGACGUCCGUGCAAACGCCCUCACUUCCCAUCGAUGGUAAGGAGGGACUUGGCUGCAUUAGGUUGUUGCAGGAGCUGCUUCAUCCCUUGCAGAGUGGCAAAAAACCAGCACCAGCCGCAGGGCACGGAUAUUGUUCUGCUGUUGAUCACUUCGUGGUGUGCAUCUAGGGUGCAGCAGCACUGGGCAGGGAGUGCUAGGCAUGAGGACGGAAGCCAGAUUCGUAGUGGUGAAGCGGUUGUGGUAGAGGUGGCCUUUGGGUAUGAGAGAGGGAGCCAGAAGGAGGAGGAAAGCACACGUGGCUGGCUACAGAAACCAUUCCCCAUUAGACUGUAAGGGCUUAAGUUGUGGCAUCUGUGUGCAGGUGUCUGAGCAGCAUCUGGUUUAGGAAGGAGCCCUGAUGCUCUUAUCUCUAUGGCUUCAGCUCAGAAAAGCAUCCAAGUGCAUGUGAAGCCUGUCUCUGUUCAGCGAGGCAUUACAUCUCAUGGAAGGCAGUGGGGUUUAACCAGAUGCUUAAAAGUUAAGCACAUGCUUCAGUGCCUUGCUAAAGGUGGGUAGGGUAGGAUGCUGUGUCAGAAGUAAAGGGACAAGGAGUCUGAUAUGUGGUGGAGCCCCUUCCUUUUGCAUUAAGGGGAUUUAAAUGACUGAUGACUUCCCUCUCACUUUAUACACCAGGUUCUGGUUUCUUGUCCUUAAAGCCCCAGCUUGUCUUUGGGUUCAGCAAUCUUUCAACCCCUUUCCCCCUCACCUCCCUCACAUCCACUGCAGCUUCUGUAUUGAAGUCAGUUAACAAGUUGCAGGGUCUGACUUCAUUCAUGCCAUGGAGAGAGGAAGGCCACUGCAAAAAUGGCUCUACCAUCCUUCUGCAGUAGGUCCCACUGCCCUGCUUUCCCGCCCCCAGCCCAAAUGUGCUGGGCUUGGUCAGGACCAUCCCUCAUCCCCUGUAAAUCACUUGUCUGCAGAAGGCUUCAUAGCUUGCGAGUCAGUUAGAAGGUCCUUGGGCACCUGGGUUUAUUGGUAAGAACCCAAUCCAUGCUACUGUGGCAGACGUUACCAUCAGAGGAUGGCUGGGUGGUGGUCUGUGCAGUAGAUGGUCUUAUUAAAGUGUCAAACCCACCUUCACCCUUGUCCAUCGUAUCCAGUCCUCAUAGGAACUCUAAGCAGAAGCCAAGGUAUGAAUGGGCACCUGUUUUCCCCAAUGCUGUCUAGGGUUGAGGCUGGUUGGCAGAGCAUCGCGAGAGCUUCACUCCCCCUCCUUUUGUACAGAGAACUUCGCUCCCCCCCAGAUUCAUUCGGCUGGCUCCUUUUCCCAAGAGUACGCCCACUCCUUCCCAUUCACUGGAGCUGACAAAGAAAAUGAUCCUUCCCCUAAAACCAGUCUUCCUGCCUGCCCCUGCACUGAGUCAGGGGCGUCCCUCUAAAGCCAGUGGAGUCAUGCUAUUAUCCAAUGCAUCACCGAAAGGCAGAUCUCAGCUGCUUGGAGCUGCCUGGCUGAGAUGCAGGUGUAGGGAUGAACCCCGCUCACAGCCAUUAGUCGGGGCAGAUUCACUGCAAGAGGCUGCCCAGAGAGCGGGUUCGAGACAGCAGAGCAUGGCAUGCACACAGCACUUUGAGAACCUGACGGCGCCCCCAGGCCAGGCCCAAGAUGCGUUUCCAGGAACCCCCCGGUCUCCGACCCCUUUUGUCUACACCUUUAUUAAGCCUAAAUGUGUCCUAGGGAUCGAUCUGUUUUGUUACCGUACUGAGAACUGAAGUGGAGCGGUUCCCCAAAUGUAUUGGCAUCGUCCCUGGUCAAACUCCCAUCAAAGCCUUUGGAGUUAGACAGGUGGGGAGGGGAACGGGCCCAUUGCGUUCAAGCGUUUUGUUGUUGUCGUUAUUAUUUUUUAACUCUUGCACCUUAACCCCCCUCACGUCCCUUCUUCAGCUGACCAAGAGCGCCGAGAGGGGCUUCAUUUCCAUUAGCCAUUAACGCACAUUCUGCAAAUGACCUUUCCGCAAGCAACCAUGCGCACGUGUCCCCACGUGUGCCUACACACCCUGUUUUUCCACCCUGCUUUUCUUUCAUUGCGUUGGGAAAGGGGAUUUUUUUUUUUGUUUUUUUUAAUUCCCCAGGAGUCUGGUAGCACAGACCAGUUUGCCUCGCGGCCUUCACGAAGCAGGGCUGGCCCCCUUGGACAACAGCCAUAACAGAAGCGCAGCAAGAAGACAGCGGAUCGACGGGUUGAAAACGGCUGUGACAGUGCAAUAGAGAUUGGCCUCGGCUGCUAGCAGCUCCACUGAUCAUGCUCUUGGUUUGGGAGCUGAGCCGAGAGACGGACCCUUGGCUCACGUGGACAGAAGCAGUGUUGCGGCAUGGCCCUGCCUAGUGACAUGUCAUUCACGGAGGGACGGCGCGAUUAGGACUGAAAAAAAAACAAAACAAAAAACCCCACCGUGGUAGCAUUGAACUUGAAGGAGACAAACAAAAUCCAAGCGCUCCACUUGCCUCAAAGUAGUUUCUAACGCCUGACGUUUGGCUGUGUAUUAUUUUAUGGCAUUCAGUAUCUGUUGCCCAAACAUGCCAAGUUUAAAAAAAAAAAAAAAAAAAAAAAAAAGAAAGAAAAAAAGGAAAAAAAACAAAAAAAAGAGUGUAUCGGUGGGUCUACUCGUGUGAACAAAAUAAAUGAAGCACUUUAUUCUGUAUAGUUAUGGGGGAAGGGAGGGAGGGAAGUGGAGUGAGUUUGGAUGCUUUUCGGAAGCAUCUUAAGUCAUGUUCUAGCAAAUGUAUUAUUACUACUUUUUUUUUUUUUUUUUAAUGACCAUGUGUAAUCAAUAUAUGUUUAUCUCAAGUCCAAUUACAGCAGU
Alligator sinensis (Chinese alligator) is the source of this 7881-nucleotide messenger RNA. It is a transcript of the gene ZBTB47, whose product is annotated as zinc finger and BTB domain containing 47. Gene Ontology annotation, molecular function: RNA polymerase II cis-regulatory region sequence-specific DNA binding; DNA-binding transcription factor activity, RNA polymerase II-specific; protein binding. Gene Ontology annotation, biological process: regulation of transcription by RNA polymerase II. The transcript has 6 exons. Gene Ontology annotation, cellular component: nucleus. The record is from RefSeq and is a predicted model, not a curated record. NCBI's taxonomy places the organism in Eukaryota, Metazoa, Chordata, Crocodylia, Alligatoridae. Bases 11 to 2446 code for a protein of 811 amino acids.